CUGGCCGCCAGCUCGCCAGCCAGUCGCGGUCCCCGCGGUCCGCCGAGGCUCAGAGUCAUCCAGCGACCCGGGGAGCGGCCUCAGGCCCCGCCAUGGGGAAGACCAACAGCAAGCUGGCCCCAGAGGUGCUGGAGGACUUGGUUCAGAACACCGAGUUCAGCGAGCAGGAGCUGAAGCAGUGGUACAAGGGCUUCCUGAAGGACUGCCCCAGCGGCAUCCUCAACCUGGAGGAGUUCCAGCAGCUCUACAUCAAGUUCUUCCCGUACGGCGAUGCCUCCAAGUUUGCGCAGCACGCUUUCCGCACCUUCGACAAGAACGGCGACGGGACCAUCGACUUCCGGGAGUUCAUCUGCGCCCUUUCGGUCACCUCCCGCGGCAGCUUCGAGCAGAAACUCAACUGGGCGUUUGAGAUGUACGACCUGGACGGCGACGGGCGCAUCACGCGCCUCGAGAUGCUGGAGAUCAUCGAGGCUAUAUACAAGAUGGUGGGCACUGUGAUCAUGAUGCGCAUGAACCAGGAUGGGCUCACGCCCCAGCAGCGUGUGGACAAGAUCUUCAAGAAGAUGGACCAGGAUAAAGAUGACCAGAUUACGCUCGAGGAGUUCAAGGAGGCAGCCAAGAGUGACCCGUCCAUCGUGCUGCUGCUGCAGUGUGACAUGCAGAAGUAGAGGCUGGUGAGGGGCAGGGCCCCUGGCCAGGAGGGGUGUGGCCACCUCCCAACCCAAUGACCUCUGUGGCUGGCCCUUCCCCAGGGGGAGGGGUACUCCAGCUCGCUCUCUGGCUCACCCACCCUCCUGCCCAAGCCCUUGCUCCCCUCAGUCAAGAUCCUUGAGGGACCACCUCACCCUGGAAAAAAAGACAGAUCCUCAGGUAUCCUGUCAUCUAGCCCCAUCCCCAGUCUUGGCCCAGAACCAACACCUACUGGGCAUAGGGGCGUUAACUUUUGCCCCAGGAGGCAGGGUUUAGGAGGGGGGCUGAGGUUCUGCUUUGAAAUUCUAUCCUUCUCGGGAUUUUGCUUUCUAAGACUGGUCCUACAGACCUCAGUUAAAGGGCCAAAUUGGGUCUGUCCUUUGCUGAGGACCCAGAUCCCUUAAAGGUGGUCUCUGCCCUGCUCCCUCGACUCUACCUGGCCCCUCUGGCCCCAGCCUUUGGAGCAUUUCUUCAGUCCUUUCUUCAGCUAAUGUUUAUGGAGCACCUGUCCAAUGCCAGGCAGCUCUAGGCGAUAAGGAUAUGGUGGUUUACAAGACACAUAUCAUGCCCUCUGGAAGCUCAUAGGGCAGUGAGGCAAACUUCCAGUGGUCAGAGCCUCAGCCAGGGAUAUCGAGCACAGCUGAGCAGAAAGUGUGGCCGGGCUGGUUAAGAGGAACUAUUAAAUCCUUCAGCUCAGUGUCACACAGAGCAGCUACAGAGGAUGAAAUGAAUAGUGUUUGGAAGUCUAGGAAGCAUGUGAGUGGAAGUUUUACAAAAAAUUGAAAUUUAUGUAAUGCUUAUUUUUUUAGUACCCUUUAAAAGAGCUAAAGUUGUUUUAUUAGUUUAGGAUAUUAAAACAUACUUUAUAUUACUUGGUUUCUUGUAAAAUGAUUAAAUGAAUAUAGAAAAUGCUGAUAUUCAGGGAAAAAGAAGAGCUGAGAAAAAAGAGAGAAAAUACCAUGAAAUUUACCAAAUAAGACUUUUUCUUAUCAAGCGAAACCCUGAGCUGUCACCAUCAGCAGUUUCUGCUGCUUCCUUUUUAAUGAUCUUUUUCAAUUCAAUGAGCAACUCUCUAUCGUGCACAUCUCUGGUUAGGUGCUGACUUCAGAAACAGAAAAAACAGGCUUUGCCGAGAAUGAGACAGGUGUAUUUCCCACAUCUUAGUAGAUCUUUUCUGGAUUUGGUCUAGUUUCAAGGAGGGGCUUGUCCUUUCACUGCUACGGAAGAGAAGGAGCUGGAAGAAUAGGACCACCUGGCCUCUGUUUAGGCUACCAGGCUGCAUUUAUGAACCAAAUGCCUAAAAAUGUGCAGGGCAUGCUGCAUUUGAAAGGCUUUUCCUAACCCCCAAUCCUAAAUCUGCCGAGUAAUUCAUCAUCUUCCUAGUGCGCUGGCUUUGCUAUCCAAUGUCUUCUUCCUGAUUUUAGAUCCAUGAGCUAUACAGCUGCAUGCUUUGACUGCCAGAAAAUGAAUCUUGCUUCUUCAUCAAGUCUUUCACUUUACUUUCUCCUGUACUCGUGAUCAGAACUUAGCUUUGAUGUGCAGUGAGUUGAUUUCCUCUUGAACCGCUGGUGAGAACAGUCAGUACACAGGUGCUGUCAGCCCAGGAUGGGAGCAGGGGAUGACUGCUGAGUCCUGGGGGUGGGGGAUGGAUCUGUAGGAAAGAGAUGCGGCAUGCCUCUGACUUCUGAGUGCUCACCUGCCCUCCCUCUCUACAGGUGGAAACUCUUGGGGAUGCUGACCUUUGGUCUCAAACUCUAUUGAACCUUGCUUCUUGCUGCCCUUGGAGAUAGCAAGGCCACUGGGUUGCCACCCUCUUUCUGUCCUUCUCCCUAUGACCUGCCACAUGGUAAGGCUGGGGAAUUCACAUCCUCAGGCAGGAACCAGCAGUUUUUUAUCCAGUAAUGCCUCAAGGGAUGUUCUCUUGCUCUCAGGAGCUGGCCAUGGGGUGUGUCUUGAGCUGUCAGUCAGCAUCAGAGAUACAUAAAUACUCAACAGCUUGGCUCAGCCGAGACUUCCAGUGGAAGGCUUUUUACAAAGUGGGGUUCCGUCUCCCAAAUGGUGAAUCUAACCUAAUUCCCAAUUGCACAGAACUCCAUGACUUUCAAAGGCUUGCAAUCUACCCCGUCUCAUUCUAUCCUCAGAGCCUAGGGAAAUAGGGAUUUUCAUUCCCUUUCUGCAGACGUGGAAACUGAGGCACAGAGACGAGGAGUCCCUUGUACAAAAGCAGAUAAUCAGGAAGUGGCAUAGUAUCAAGACUUGAACCCAAGGCUCUCAGAGGGUUUCUUCCCUCCAGAGUCUCUUUCCUGCUCAUCUCUCUGACUCUGAGUUGUACCAAGGUUGACUGUGGAGCAGGCCAAGUCUUUUUACAAGCGCCCUGCUAAGAAGUUUCCGAGGUUGUGGUCUUCUAAAAAGAAAUAGGAACUUGAGUGAAGUCUCCACAUUUUCAAGCAUUUGAUUUUCUGCUUCUGGGCAGCUCUGCUAAUGGGUUAAUGCUGUCCUGGGAGGCCUCUGACUUAGAACCUUGGAAGCAUCUUAUGCUGUCUUUACUGCUGUCUUCCUUCCUAAGAGAACCGUUUUUGUUUUUUCCCUUCUGGUGGGCAAGUCCUACCCAUGAGGGUUGUGUUUGAUCACUCCAAGCUUCUGGACCUACCCCAGCAAGGAUUCUCAAACAGCCCAGCAGUGUGAACACAUAAUGCCACGCCAAGAACUGGGACCACUAUCUUGCCGAUGGGAGAAGCCACAGGCAGGCCGGGUCUUGCUCCCACAUUCUUCUGGGUGUCCCAGAGACUGCGUGCUUGGGAGCUCCUGUGGUGGAGCACCAGCCCUGCUGUGAGAAGAGAGGCAGGCCUCCCAUUCCUGCCCCAGCUGAAGGGACCUGCCACAAAGCACAAGGCUGGCAGAGAUUAAAGU
Equus quagga is the source of this 3600-nucleotide messenger RNA. It is a transcript of the gene HPCAL4, whose product is annotated as hippocalcin like 4. The transcript is spliced from 4 exons. NCBI's taxonomy places the organism in Eukaryota, Metazoa, Chordata, Mammalia, Perissodactyla, Equidae. Gene Ontology annotation, molecular function: calcium ion binding. The record is from RefSeq and is a predicted model, not a curated record. Bases 93 to 668 code for a protein of 191 amino acids.